AUGGCUAGAGGUGGUGAUGGUGCUGUUGUGGAAAUUGCGGCCGUGAUGCCGACAUUCGUUUUGGAACCGUUCGAUCGGAAUAAUUCCAAAUGGCUUCGUUGGGUCAAGCGGCUGGAAGGCGCUUUUCUAAUAUACGGUGUGCCGGAGGGAAGAAAGAAACACAUGCUGCUGUUUUACAUGGGAGCACAGACGUAUAACGUUCUUUGUGAUGUUUUGUCUCCUGUUGAACCUGAGACCAAGACAUAUACCGAAAUUGUAAUUACGUUGGGGGAUUAUUUCGACCUUGAGCCACUGGAAAUGGUUGAAUUGUGGAAGUUUCGCUCCAGGCAGCAGAAGGAAGGAGAGUCGAUAACGGAUUUCAUCACGGUGCUACAGAGAGAAUCGAAGCACUGUAAGUUUGAGGAAUACCUAUCAAAAGCACUACGCAAUCAACUGGUGUUUGGGUUGCGCAGCCAACGUAUCAAGUCUCGGCUCAUCGAAGAAAAAGAUCUUACUUUCGAGAAGGCAAAACAAAUCGCGAUUUCCAUGGAGGCGUCUGGCGAAGGAGUUGAAAUGCUGAAUAGAAGAUACCAUGAAGUAAAUUUGACCGACAGUAAGAAACAGCCAUCACAGUUUUAUAAUCGUGGCUCCUCUUCUGUUGGUGUGAAUGUAACUAACACUAAUACUAACAAGUGCUUCAGAUGUGGAAGUGAGACCCACUUGGCCAAUACAUGCGUGCAUAAGAAUACGAUUUGCGGAUUUUGCAAGAAGAAAGGUCAUUUACAGAGAGUGUGUCUUGCUUUCACACAUGAUGCCAAUCGGAAGCCUAAAGAUGUUGCUAAUAAGACUCAGGUGAAGAGAUAUCAGACUCAUAAGUUAACGCAACACCAGCCAGCUCAACAUACGACACUCGAGAUAAACAAAAUACGAGUCAUCACAAUAUCGACCAGCGGUCGAUAA
This is a messenger RNA of Toxorhynchites rutilus septentrionalis, 939 nucleotides long. RefSeq lists its product as uncharacterized. The record is from RefSeq and is a predicted model, not a curated record. Bases 1 to 939 code for a protein of 312 amino acids. Lineage: Eukaryota; Metazoa; Arthropoda; Insecta; Diptera; Culicidae. Gene Ontology annotation, molecular function: zinc ion binding; nucleic acid binding. The transcript has a single exon.